Saccostrea echinata is the source of this 3383-nucleotide messenger RNA. RefSeq names its product broad substrate specificity ATP-binding cassette transporter ABCG2-like. Lineage: Eukaryota; Metazoa; Mollusca; Bivalvia; Ostreida; Ostreidae. The record is from RefSeq and is a predicted model, not a curated record. Gene Ontology annotation, cellular component: membrane. The transcript is spliced from 17 exons. Gene Ontology annotation, molecular function: ABC-type transporter activity; ATP binding; ATP hydrolysis activity. Bases 29 to 1930 code for a protein of 633 amino acids.
GAAUGUCACUGAAUUAUCAGAAAGGGUCAUGUCUAAAACAAAAGUAAAUGGAGUCCACACCGUGGACUUCACAAAUCAGUCCUCCAUCAUGGAGACCAGAGGAUCCGUCAUCAGUGGUCACAGUGUGGUGUACUCAGUGGACGUAAGGAAGGGACCGUGUUGCUGUGGACAAGUCACAAAGAAACAGAUCCUAAAGGGAGUGGACUGUAUAUUCAAACCAGGAAUGAAUGCCAUUUUGGGACCAACAGGAAGUGGAAAGUCCUCACUUCUUGAUGUGUUGGCCGGUAGAAAGGACCCCAGUGGACUAGAAGGAGAGAUUCUGUUCGAUGGAGUUCCUCCCCCUGAAAAUUUUAAAUGCAUGGUUGGAUAUGUUGUACAAGAUGAUGUUGUCAUGGGAACGUUAACAGUCCGAGAAAAUUUCCAGUUCUCAGCAGCUCUUCGUUUGCCUUCAAACUUGACAAAGGCAGAUAGAGAUGAGCGAGUUAAUACAGUAGUACAAGAACUCGGCCUCACUCACUGUGCAGACACAAAGGUAGGAAAUGAGUUUAUACGUGGAGUGUCUGGAGGAGAAAGAAAGAGAACCAACAUAGGAAUGGAGCUAAUUAUCUCCCCUCCUGUCCUGUUCCUGGAUGAGCCAACCACUGGGUUGGAUGCCAACACGGCCAAUUCUGUCAUGUUGUUAUUGAGAAGAUUGGCGUUGAAGGGUCGGACUAUUAUCUUCUCUAUACACCAGCCUCGUUACUCUAUCUACAGACUUUUUGACACUCUUAUGAUGCUCUCCUUGGGAGAAGUUGUCUAUCACGGCCCGACCAAGGACUCUCUGGACUUCUUCCAAUCCAUAGGUUACACUAUACAGGAACAUAAUAACCCACCGGAUUUCUUCCUAGAUGUUAUCAGUGGAGACUUCAGUAUCGACGUUGACACCUUAGACCCAGAAAAAACUACCACAGAUGAGGAGGAUGUUCAUGGUAUGCUUGUACAAAAAUUCAGAGAAUCAAAUGUUAAUGCAAAAGUCCAAAGUGAAGUGAUGGCCAUUUAUGAUGAAUAUCAGUCCAAAUUAGCAAGGAAAGAGUUGGUACAACUACCCCCUGUACAGUAUAAUACCUCCUUCUUUACACAGCUUUUGAUCUGCUCAGGAAGAACAAUUAAAAACAUCGCCAGGAAUCCCCAGACUUCUGUGAUGCAGUUAUUUGUGAUCCUAAUUUUUGCUGCCAUAGUUGGAGGAAUCUAUUGGCAAAUAGAAAAUGACUGUAAAUCUGGGAUUCAGAACAGAGUUGGUGCUUUCUUUUUCAUUGUGAUGAACCAAGUGUUUGGAAAUUUGUCUGCAGUUGAACUAUUUAUCAAGGAGAGAGCCAUUUUUAUGCAUGAGAAUGUGGGCGGGUUCUACCGUGUGUCAGCCUACUUUUUUUCCAAGAUAUUUUGUGAUGUCAUUCCGAUGAGGUUGUUCCCAGUUGUCAUUUUUUCUGCUGUUACAUACUUUAUGAUUGGUUUCACAGCAGAAGUGGACAAGUUCUUUAUCUACACUCUGAGUCUGUUUGCUGUUGCCAUGGCAGCCUCUGGUUUGGCUUUCUUCUUCAGUGCCCUGGUUAAGAUUUUUGCCAUUGCCAACUUGUGUAUUGCCUUGUGCUAUGUUUUUAUGAUGGUGUUCAGUGGUCUUCUGAUCAACAUAGCCUCCAUUGCAGAAUGGCUGAGAUGGAUUAAAUGGCUCAGCAUUUUCAGAUAUGGUCUCAAUGCCCUGAACAUUAACGAGUUGAAAGACAAACACUUUGACAACAGCACUGUGUGUGGGAACGAGUAUCUUAGUGAGCAGGGGAUUGAAUACCAGACAGACUUUGAUCUCUGGCAGAACAUCAUGGCUUUGUUAGUGUUUUCUGCCUUCUUUUUAAUCCUAACUUAUGUAAGGCUGGCCACAAUGAACAAGCUAAAAUAGUCCACACAAAAGACAAAAAAAAAUCAAGUUAAAAUAGUCAUCAUCACAAAAGACCAAAACAUGGAGUGUGUCUGAACAUGCAUGUAAAAGACUGGAAUGUCAAAGAUGAGAUAAUGUGUAAGAAAGAGACCCUGGUUAGAUUGUAAAGUAUCUUGUAUGUGCCAAUUUUUUUUUAAAUAACCAUGUCUAUUUCUUUCUUGGAUGUGUUGCUUUAUCAUAGAAAGUAAGGAGCUAUUGGUGGGUACAAUUUUCUGUAAGAGCUGUUUUUAGUAGUUUAGAUUUUCUACAGUAUAUGUGUUUUAUGAAUAAGGACGAUGUGAGUUUUAAAGUUUGUUAUUAGACAAUCAGACCAGGUCCUCAAUUAUAUAUGUCGAUCAAGCAACAGGGACUUUUAAUUUUAAGUAUCAGGCAUUUGUCACAUUCCAGUUUAAAGAACUCAGUGCUCAUAAAUAAGAAUUUGGGAGGUACCAAUUCAAAACCGAAAAUUUAUACCAGAGCAUGCAUUAAAAUCCUUUGCAUUAUUGUAGAAUUCUUGGACAGAAGACAAUUUAACCAUUACAGAAAGUAAGCUGUAGAUAUAUUACGGUACAUGUUUGUAACUUGCCAGUUAAAGACAGAUGAUACAAAUUUUUUUUCAAAAAUCAUGAAAAUAACAACUAAACAAUGUUUAUAUAUAAGUAAAAUGAAUAAUUCUAACCACAUAGAUUUAAUUUAACAGUAAUGUCCUACAAAGUCAUGGAAAGUUCUAUAGAUUCAUAAGGGUGAUGGCAAAAAAAGUAUAAUUUUGAGUAUCAUAGAGAUUGCAAUUUCUUUAUAUUUAGAAAUUUAAUAUUUGCAUUUACAAUUAAAUAAGUCCAAAAAUGUAUAUCAAUCCAGGCAUCCGGGUUUUUUUGUGUAUCAUCUGUCCUUAAGUUUAAACCAUUACAAUAAGUAAGCUCUAGGUAUGUUAUGUAAGUAGUUAGAGAGUAGAAUAUUGUAGCUUUAUAGUCCUUAGUAUUGUAGUAUUAUAACACAGAUAUGUAUACAUUAAUACUUAUUGGUCAUCAACUGAACAUGUGAUAAAAAAUCCGGUUUUGUACUUUUCACACAUUAUUGUAUUUUUAUACAUUUCCCCCAACAAUUUUACUUUAAGAUCAAAUGAGAGUAAAGGUUAAAGAAUAGACAGAAAAUAAUGUAUGUCUACUACUAAAAUAUUAUUUCUACACAUAUCUAUAAGUUUUAAGUGCUAAGUGUGCAAUCUGCAGAUUGAAUUUCUGUUUAAAAGUUUAUAACAUACAUAGUUUCAAAUACAUGCACUGGUUAUAAAUGGGAUCCCGAGUGCAUGACCUUUUAUACAUUGAAUAGCAUAGUAUGUAUAUUAUCAUGGUUUAACAAACCAUUUUAAUUGAUACACAAGUUACCAUACAUGACGAAACAUGUGUGAAUAUUGUUGUACAUGUAAAGUAACUGUACC